AUGGAUGAAAUAAUAAAGGCAGUGAAAAGGAGGAAAGUUUAUAAGAUGAGAAAUAGAGAAUUAAAAAUUCUCUGUUAUGCAGAUGAUUCUAUUCUCAUAGCAGAGUGUGAAGACGACCUACAAAGAUUGGUCCACAAGUUUAACAUAGUAGCGAAGAAGCUGAAUUUCAUCGCAAAAAACAAAAACACUGGCAUCACUCUAUCAAGCUAUGGAGAUGCAGAAUCAGAAGUAGGAAAACAAAUACAGAAAGCCAAUAGAGCAGCAGGAUGCCUCAAUAAUACAAUAUGGAGAAACAAACAUAUUAGAACAGAAACUGAGACUAUAAUUUACAAAGUUGUUAUAAGACCAAUAAUGACAUGCACAGCAGAAACGCGGACAGACACAUCCAAAACACAAAGAAUGCUGGAAGCAGCAGAGAUGAGAAUAUUGAGGAGAAUAACGGGGAACACACUGAGAGAUCGAAAAAACAACCAUAUAACUAGAAUGACAGAUGAUAGGGUAGUAAAGAUCGCAAGAGACAAAUCGCCGGCCGGGAGGAGAAGUUUCGGUCGACCCCGGAGAAGAUGGAGCGAUAAUAUAACUUAA
Diorhabda sublineata is the source of this 585-nucleotide messenger RNA. RefSeq lists its product as uncharacterized. The record is from RefSeq and is a predicted model, not a curated record. The coding region runs from base 1 to 585 and encodes 194 amino acids. NCBI's taxonomy places the organism in Eukaryota, Metazoa, Arthropoda, Insecta, Coleoptera, Chrysomelidae. The transcript is spliced from 3 exons.